UAACCCCGAUAAAACCCAUUCUCGUGAGUAGCGGAUUCGGUUCUCUUCGUCGACGAACAAGCAUUCCACACUCCGUUGGACGCUGUCCACCGUUGUCAGCCCUGCAUGGGUGUUCUCGGGCUGUCAGUGAAGAAGGUUCGAACCCUAGGGCUUUUUCUACUCCGAAAAUCCGGUUCUUUCUAUAUUGCUGGACUGACUCUGUAUGACAGAUAAGUCAGAUUAUCAUAUCUAGAUUGCAAUUGGAAGAGGAAGAGGACAAAGUAAAACCUGCAUUUUUAAGUGAAUCAAUGGAGAUGAGAGUUUCAUCUCCAAAGCCAUCUCUUGCCCCAUCUGAUAGUGUCAGUGAUCCAGAGGAAAAGGAAGUGAGUGAUGAAGAUGAUGAUGAUCGGAAUCAUAAGCAUCGGAGGCGGGAAGACCGUUCUCUAUCAUUGGAGAGAGAUGUUACAGAGCCUGUUAUGAGCAGGCCAUUCAGAAAGCGUAACAAAACUUUUGGGAAUCGGCAAUCUUUCAGGGAAAAUGAAUCUCAAGCAUUUGAAAUGAUAAAAAGGCGCCCUGGAUUGAAUUCAAUUCCCCGAGCACCUUUAGAUAUGAAUCAAAGAUUACGGCCAAACCAAUCAUUUAGUGGAGAUCUUGGUGCUGGGAGGGGAAGAGGAAGAGAGCUGGGUUCUUGGAAUCAGCGUGAUUCUAGGUUCAGCUCAAUUGAUGUUGCUUCGCAGAUGAUGCAGCAGGGGCCCAUUCCUUCAAGCCUUUAUAGUGGAAGGGGGUUGCCAAAUGUUUCAAAUGCACAAAAUGCAUCAUGGAAUGCUUUUGGUUUAAUUCCAGGAGUACCUAAUGGUGGCUUGGAUAUGCUUCGUCCCAUUGGUUUACAAGGAGCACUCAGACCACCUAUUAAUUCAUCAAUAAGUUUGAGUAUUCCUCGCCAAAGAUGUAGAGACUUUGAGGAACGUGGUUUUUGCCUUAGAGGGGACAUGUGCCCAAUGGAGCAUGGUGUCAAUCGGAUUGUUAUUGAAGAUGUCCAGAGUCUUUCGCAGUUCAACCUUCCAGUUUCACUUCCAAGUGCACACCUUAUGGGGGCACCGGCUGGAUCUGGAUCUUUACAUUCAAUAAGUGCAACAACCACUUCAAUGAAUAGCAAAGGUAUACAUGGCAAAGCUAGCAAGUCUGGAAUAGGUGAUGAUGGUUUGGUAUUGGGUGGCGCAUACCUGGCUCCUGGUGGCACAAGUGGAGCUGAUUUUUAUGAUCCUGACCAGCCUCUUUGGAAUGAUAGUGGUCUUGAAACGUCAAAUGCACUCCUUAAUCUACAGUCAUCCAAGAUUGAUGAAACUGAGCCCUUCUCCAGUGAUGCUCCUUCUGAUAGGCAUAACGCAAGAUUAUCCAAUGCUCCAGAGAGAGAUUCUUCAAUGGGAACUAGCAGAACUUUCACUUCCCAGAGUGCUAGUUCAUCAGUUUGGGCCAGGAUUGGUGGUUCGAAGAACAGAUCUGAUGUGAAAGAAAAAGUUAAUCCUAUGAUGGUUACCUUCCAGCAUCCUGAUAAUCAGUUAAAAGAAGACAAUGAUGAAUUAAAUUGUUUUCCCAGCUCAUCCCAGCAAGUGAAGCAAAUCAUUGCUGAUGAUGUUGGCCCAAAAUCCAUGGGUUCAACUCUCAAGGCACAGACUGAUAUACGUAACAUCCGUAAACCAUCACAAAAGGCACUGCGUACUUUAUUUGUAAAUGGCAUUCCGCAUAAAAGCAACAGAAGGGAUGCUCUUCUCUCUCAUUUCCAGAAAUUUGGGGAGGUUAUUGACAUUCAUAUUCCAUUGAACAGUGAGCGAGCUUUUGUCCAGUUCUCCAAGAGGGAAGAGGCUGAAGCUGCUUUGAAGGCACCUGAUGCUGUAAUGGGUAAUCGGUUUAUUAAGCUGUGGUGGGCUAAUCGUGAUAGCAUUCCUGAUGAUAGCAUUAGCAGUGGCAAUGGUGUAACUGCAACUACCCUUGGGCAUUCAUCUGCUUUGGUUCCUUCUCAUACGGUUGUAUCUGAUAGGAGUAAAGAUAUCCAUCAAGCAACUGCUCCAAAGACUGUUUCUGAUGCACCCCCAGCUCCUGAUCAACCUAAGCUUGCAACAGCAAAUGGACCCAAAACUGUGCCUCCAUUGCAAAAGAAGCUUGAAAACUUGGAGCAGCUGAAGGAAGAAUUGCGCAAGAAGCAGGAAAUGCUGGAUCAAAAGCGGAAUGAGUUUCGACGCCAUUUGAACAAGCUUGAGAAACAGGCCACUGGACUCAAGGGUGAAGUAGUUACUGAGCAAGCUGCCAAGAGACCCAAAACAGGCUUGUUAGCUGGUGUGAAACUAGCUUCUCAAUUAUUUGAUUCUGGCUUUUCUCUGACAUCUCCACAUGCGGAGACAAUAGCUGAUAAGAACAAUGCAUUGGGAAACCCUGUAUCUCAUAGUCCGAAAGCAAUUCCAAUAAUCACACAGCAAGAAUCUACGGCCUUGAAACCACCAAUUCGGCCAUAUGCACCUGUAAAUAGAUACAAAUUGGACAAUCGUCCCACUUCAUUUAGAAUCAUCCCCCCUUUACCAGCUGGACUAGCAAAUGCUGCUGUUUUGAAGGAACACUUUUCACCAUAUGGGGAGAUUUCUGCCGUUGAGCUUGAGGAUGUCAGAGACCAUAUUAACCAGUCAGAGGCACGUAUAAGCUUCACCACUCGUCAGGCAGCUGAGAGGGCAUUCAUCAAUGGGAAAAGCUGGAAGGAACAUAGUCUCAAAUUUAUGUGGUUAACACCUAGUAAUUCUAGCAGCGAUAGAAAAGUAUCUAACUCCAAGGAGCCUGUAGAUACAGAUGAUCACCCAGAAGAAAAAGACCAAGUUAUGCAAGAAACUAAUAUAUCCGGAGAUAAAGAGCCCUCGGAUUCUGGAGUUAAAAGUUGUUUGGAGCAUACAGAUGAUCACCCAGAAGACUAUGUUAUGGCAGAAGCUAGUACAUCGGAAGACGAAGAACCCUCAAAUUCUGGAACUAAAAAUAGCUCGGAGCAUACAGAAACAGGUGAGGAUCGUCAGUGUAGUCAAACUUCUUCUGCCGAACAAUCACCUGAAGGCAAUGUCUGUUGAGGAUCUGCUAAUAGUCAGAUUUGUACAGCGAGGUAAAAUGUUUAAUCUUUUAAACUCUAAUUUUCAGGAGCCUAUUUUAACAAUUUCUAAAAAUUCAUUUUUCCAUAUGUCCACUUUUUUACGGUCAAGACAUGUAAGAAGGAUCUUUCGUUCUUUUUUGGCUGCCGCCUGUAUUGGGUGGUAUAGUUUGAAUGGCGCGUCCUGUUGUUUUUGCAGCCUAGGUCUCUGUAGGAUCGAAGAUUUAAAGUUAAAAACUGUGUUGAACACGAUUGAUCUGUUACAUAACAAAUAUUUUGGAUCUCUGUAUGAAAAAUAUAAUUAAAGCGGGGAGCUUUUGCUCCUUUGGAACU
Prosopis cineraria is the source of this 3433-nucleotide messenger RNA. RefSeq names its product zinc finger CCCH domain-containing protein 41. NCBI's taxonomy places the organism in Eukaryota, Viridiplantae, Streptophyta, Magnoliopsida, Fabales, Fabaceae. Gene Ontology annotation, molecular function: RNA binding; metal ion binding. The coding region runs from base 288 to 3083 and encodes 931 amino acids. The record is from RefSeq and is a predicted model, not a curated record. Gene Ontology annotation, cellular component: nucleus. The transcript is spliced from 5 exons.